CCGUGUAUAGAAAGACGCCUCUUCCUCAGAUGCGCUCGCCAGCCAGCUCCCACCGCUCACUGCAGCUCGUCCGCUUCCUCACGCCUCCCUGGACGGCUCCAUAUUUUUAAUCCGUCUGGGGAGGGUUGGCCAGCCGGAGUCACGUUGCUGGUGUAACUCUAUCAGCCCGAUCCUGCACCAUUGUUUCUCCAAAGAGCCGGAAGAGCUCUCCUGGCUGCGGAUCCAGCGUGCGGGGCGGUCAGGCGGCUGCCGGCCACUGAGCCCCAUUUCACAGGCGUUAUUCCGCGUCUCAAUUCUGUUCCGUCGUGUGGUGUGUAGAUAAAACAUUUAAACCACCGUGAAACAACUAAUUCGGGACGAUGUGUUAAAAUAUUUUAAAAUACGUUCUCUUUGAUAUGCAGUCCUGCGUGAAGAUUUGACAAGAUGAAUGGGCCCAGACAUUGGAGAAGGUCAUAACUCCAUCCAUCGCUGAUCUGAGGUGCAGAGCGUGGCCAUGAGCGGAAUACUGAAGAGGAAGUUCGAGGAGGUGGAUGGCUCCUCGCCGUGCUCGUCCCUCCGCGAGUCCGAGGAUGACGUCUCCAGCAGCGAGAGCGGCGACAGCAGCGACAGCGCCAACCCCUCGGCUGCCAGCCACUUCGCACCUGCCUCCAUACUGAAGCGAGAGAAGAGGAUGAGGACGAAGAAGGUGCACUUCGAGAAGGUGACUGUGUAUUACUUCAGCCGGCGUCAAGGCUUCACCAGCGUGCCCAGCCAGGGCGGCAGCACCCUGGGCAUGUCCAGCCGGCACUGCGGCGUGCGCCAGUAUACCCUGGGCGAGUUCGCCCUGGAGCAGGAGCGCAACCAUCGCGACAUGCUGCGUGACCACCUGAAGGAGGAGAAGCUGAACACCAUUAAGCUCAAGCUAACAAAAAACGGCACGGUGGACUCCAAGGAGGCCAGCGUGCUCACAGCGGAGGACAUCUCCGACGACGACCUCGACCUAGACAACACAGAGGUGGACGAGUACUUCUUCCUGCAGCCGCUAACCACUAAGAAACGAAGGGCGCUGCUGAGGGCCUCGGGCGUCAAGAGGAUCGAUGUGGAGGAGAAGCACGAGCUGCGGGCCAUCCGCGUCUCCAGGGAGGACUGCGGCUGCGACUGCAGGAUCUUCUGCGACCCUGAGACUUGUGCUUGCAGCAUGGCGGGGAUCAAGUGCCAGGUGGAUCGCAUGUCAUUCCCAUGUGGCUGCAGUAAGGAAGGCUGCAGCAACACGGCAGGCAGGAUAGAGUUCAAUCCCAUCCGGGUCCGGACUCACUUCCUGCACACCAUCAUGAAGCUGGAGCAGGAGAAGAGCAGGGAGCAGCAGCAGACCUCUAUGGCGGAUGGUUACCAUGGCGAUGUCAACGUGCAUGGAAACGCCCUGGUCCAGGGGCAGCACGGCCUGGAGUACACGCUGACCGACGCCGUCCCCCAGGCUGCAAUCAUGCACCUUCAGGCGGCCAACGAGAUGGACGAGGCUGUGGAGGAGGAGGACGAGGAGGAGGAGGAAGAGGAGGACAAUGAGGAGGAGGAAGACGAGGAAGAUGAAGAUGACGGUAGCAGCCUGUGCAGCGGGCUCACCGACUCCAGCACGCACAGCCUUGCCGCAAGUGACUCCGAAGAGGAGGAGAGCGGCAAAGAGAAGCCGGACGAGAGCGUGGAAGAGGUGACUACAGCCCAUGUGUCUCACACUGAAGUGGUAUCGCUCUCCUCCGAGCUACGCUACCCGGAGGAGCCAUCGGUGCAAGACAACCAUAGCAACGGCAGCCCAUACUUCUCAGCCUCCCCGGCUGAAUAUUAUCAGAUGAAGAACUCAAGCAGCAUAACUGACGUUUCUAUGGGUAACCGCUGUAGCGAUUCCUUUGGUGAAGCCCCGCGGUUUCAGGACGGACUCGUGUCUCUGGACUCCUUCUGCGUGGGCCCCGACCCAUACCACGAUUACUCCCAGCAGGCUGAGGGCCAGUACGCCAACCAGUGUUUCUCUGUCAGCAACGGAGCCUCUUCUGUCAUCGUCUGCUGCUCUCCCGACCAGAACGACGACGUCCAACCCGGACGGGGCUCCUGCAGCCCACCAGCAGGCCAUGUCGAGCUCCAGAACUUCUUGAAGGAAAACGGUGAGGAGCUGUACGUCAGGCAAGACGGCUGUUUCGGGGCUGAGCCACAGGAAAUGUCAGAUGGACUUCCGGAGACCCCGGCCCCCUCUGACAGCGUGCAGGUCGCCCCAUCCGUGGAGUGCUUACCCCAAGUCUCCUUUGUCUAAGUCUUUCAGUUAGUCCCAAGAGGUUUGUACGGUUCAUUUUUUAAAUCCAAUUCUUGGCUGAUUGGUUAAUGUUUCAAUGUGAGAAGUGGAUGUAAACAAUGUACAAAGUUAGGGUUUUAAUUACCUGCAAUUACUAUAGGUACAAAAAAAGUAAAUAACCUGCAAAUGAAUUCAUUUUAUGCCAAUGGGUCCAGACUCUAGGUGUAUGGAAUAUAAAAAAUACAAAAAGGGUAAUUCAUGUAAAAUAACGCUGAAGUGCAAAAUUAAAAGCAGAAAAAAAAUGUAGGCUUGUGCAAUGUACUGUAAUUAUCUUGUAAAAGUUCUAGUUUUCAGCCAAUUCUGUGAAGACCUUUUAUACGUCUGUGUCCAUUGCUGAAAAAGGAAAGUAUAUUGUGCAGUUUAUUUAUGGAGUCAAAGUGGAUGUAAAAUAACAUUUUGAUAAUGAAAAGCAUGUUAUUUUUGAGGUGUAAACGUCCUCUCUCUGACCAAUGGAUGAAAGUGGGUCUAAAAUUCUGUAUCAAUGUACUGUAUGGGACGGUAUUUUAAAGUUGUCAUCUGUGCUUUUUAUAGUUUGUAAAAGCAUGUGACUUUUUUGUGGUCCUUUGCUUUUGGUGAAACGUCCAAAGCCACAAAUCUGACCUUAUGGAAGGUAAGGUGUUGAAAAUGUAUUUGCACUUUUUUAAAGACAAUUCUGAGGACAGAUGCCAUGGAAUGACUAAUACUUGAAACAUGAUAUAAAAACGAGUAUUCAGUG
This is a messenger RNA of Paramormyrops kingsleyae, 3032 nucleotides long. NCBI's taxonomy places the organism in Eukaryota, Metazoa, Chordata, Actinopteri, Osteoglossiformes, Mormyridae. The record is from RefSeq and is a predicted model, not a curated record.